AUGGUAAGUAUCAGAAGGAAAGUUCACGAGAAUCCAGAAUUGGGUUAUCAAGAAUUCGAAACAAGUGAAGUGAUAAGAUCAGAAUUGCAUAAAUUGGGCAUCCCUUAUAAACAUCCAGUUGCAAUCACUGGUGUUGUUGCUUUCAUUGGAACUGGAUUCUCUCCUUUUGUUGCUUUAAGAGCUGAUAUGGAUGCUCUUCCCAUGCAGGAAAUGGUCGAGUGGGAGCACAAGAGUAGAGUACCUGGAAAGAUGCAUGCGUGUGGUCAUGAUGCUCAUGUUAGCAUGCUACUUGGUGCAGCAAAGAUUCUCAAACAACAUGAAAAAAAGAUACAAGGAACUGUUGUUCUUGUUUUCCAACCAGCAGAGAAAGGAGGUGGAGGGGCUAAGAAAAUUUUAGACCAAGGAGCAUUAGAAAACGUUACGGCUAUCUUUGGAUUACAUAUUGAUCCGGAAUUACCAAUAGGUGAAGUGGCCUCUAGGGCUGGUCCAAUAAUGGCAGGAAGUGGCUUCUUUGAAGCAAAAAUAAGUGGAAAAGGAGGUCAUGCAGCUAUACCUCAACAGUCUAUAGACCCCAUAUUGGCAACUUCCAAUGUGAUCAUUAGCUUACAACACAUUGUUUCUCGCGAGGCUGAUCCUCUAGACUCCCAAAUAACUAUUGUCAAUUCUUCAUUUUCCCUUAAAAUUAUGAAGCCAAUGAAAACUUGCCCAGGCUUCAUAAUUUUUCUGGCUCUGCCACUAGUUGGAGACAAUUAUGGAGAAGAUCAUAUCCAACAUAAUCAACUAUUUUUUAGAUUAAAUCAAAUCAAAUAUCUAAAGGAUAAAUUCCCGAAUGACAUUCCUAUAUAA
Messenger RNA from Vicia faba (fava bean), 846 nucleotides. NCBI's taxonomy places the organism in Eukaryota, Viridiplantae, Streptophyta, Magnoliopsida, Fabales, Fabaceae. The record is from the annotation of a GenBank genome assembly.